Messenger RNA from Centruroides sculpturatus (bark scorpion), 1642 nucleotides. It is a transcript of the gene Rab23, whose product is annotated as ras-related protein Rab-23-like. The coding region runs from base 64 to 699 and encodes 211 amino acids. Gene Ontology annotation, molecular function: GTPase activity; GTP binding. The record is from RefSeq and is a predicted model, not a curated record. The transcript is spliced from 7 exons. NCBI's taxonomy places the organism in Eukaryota, Metazoa, Arthropoda, Arachnida, Scorpiones, Buthidae.
UAUAAACAAUUAUUUCUUUUUUAGGUUGUUGUUGUUGGAAAUGGAGCAGUUGGAAAAUCCAGCAUGAUACAAAGAUAUUGCAAAGGAAUAUUUACACAAGAAUAUAAAAAGACUAUAGGUGUAGACUUUCUAGAAAGGCAAAUUGAGGUCAAUUGUGAAGAUGUUAGACUAAUGUUAUGGGAUACUGCAGGCCAAGAAGAAUUUGAUGCUAUUACUAAAGCAUACUAUAGAGGAGCACAAGCAUGUGUUUUAGUAUUUUCAACUGUUGAUAGAGACUCUUUUAAAGCUGUAGAAUCUUGGAAAAGAAAGGUUGAAAAUGAAUGUGGACAAAUUAUCAUGGUGCUUGUUCAAAAUAAAAUUGAUUUAAUAGAUCAAGCAGUGAUAAGCAAAGAAGAAGCUGAAGAAUUAGCAAAACGAUUAAGAAUCCGAUUCUAUAGGGCAUCUGUUAAAGAUGAUCUUAAUGUUAGCGAAGUAUUCAGAUAUCUGGUUGAAGAAUACUUAAAACAAUUAAAUGAACCUAUUGAAGAAAUGGUAAUUAGAAAUCCUUCAGGUCAAACAAAUGCAUUCAGCAUUGCACCAAAGAAUGGUCAAGAUAAUAAGAACAUUCAGAACUCAAAUAACGGAACAAUAUCUCUUCACAAACCCAAACGAGUAAAAAGCAGUAAAAAAUCAAUGAUGAAAUCGUGUCGAUUACUUUAAUAUCAGCACUAUAGAAUUAAAUGGUAAAAUGUGCCUUGAUUUUAACACUACCCUAACUCUACACGUGUGCCUGGCAGUCCAGCCAUUGUCGUUUAUUAUCAAAUUAUAAUUUCUUAAUUCACACCACUAAGAUUAUAUCUCUUAAUGAAACAGCAUUUUUGUAAAUUUGACAGUCUAAUGAAGUAAUACAUUUCUAUGAAAAUUGACACAAAAUUAAGUGACAUUCUAAUAUAAAAUUAGAAGAAGAAAAAUUAUUUAAGUUAAACUUAUUUAAAAGCAUUGAAUUCCAAGUUCAUAGAGAGAAGUUUUAAUUUUUUUAGGGAGUAUUGUUUUAAUAUCAGUUUUUCUAAUUAUGCUUUUGUCUUACAAUUUGACAGUGAAACUCUUAAGAUAAUUUUGCCUAAAAGUUGCAUUUAGAACAUUUGUGUAUAAAACAUUUUUAAAAUGAUGUAUCUUCCAUUAAAAAAUAUACAAAUUGGAUCAUCUUAAGUAAAACACAAAAUGUUAAUUUUAUAAAUAUAUCCUAUUUGGUUUAUAAGGAGAAUAAAUUUUUUAAUGAUCUUGUUGAUCGGAAUUUAACCUAUAUAAUAAUAUAUAGCAUCAUGCAAAAAUUCUUUAAAUUAUUAUUUUUAAUAAUUAAUUCAACAUAUUUAUUGGCCUGCUUUAAAAAAGUUUUAAUGUAAAAGAACAAAUUAGUGGCAUGCUAUUUUAUAUAUCAGAAUUUUAGGAAUCACGCUAUUUAUAUUCAUGUUACUUUUUAAUGACAAUUUGAAUCUCCAGAGAGGGGAUGAAGAGAGGAGCACAAUUUGGUCCUUUGUGGUGUAUUUAUUAAACACAUUUUUGUAACUGAAGUAACGUUACUUUUGUUAAAUAACCUUCCAUUGUAUAAAAUUUAUAUUUUGUAUUUGCCUGAUUAAUAACAAUGCACAAUGUCAAAAUAGAU